AUGUACCAACUACAUCUGGAUUUAACACUAACUUUUGUCUUCAUUUCUAUUUUUUUUGCCAAUGCCACUGAUGAUUCUGGUAACCAUUUGGACGAUGUAGAGAGUCUGAGGAGUUUAAUCUUCGCUCCGGAGACUGGGGAUACAGUAACGGCUCUGGAAUCGUUCCAAUCAACCAUCUGCUCACCUAUAGAUGAGCGACUUCAACGACAGUGCUUCUCGGAACUCCCUAGAGACGAAUACGAGGCUCUUGAGGGGGCCACUGUGAGAAUGAGAUGUCGGGUGUCGAGACAAAGAGGAAAGACUCAAUGGAGAGCUCAUAACACUUUACUAGGAAUAACUUGUCAUGAUAACUUGUUCUCAAUCAUGUCGACAGUAACAGAUCCCAAUAAUUUGGAUAACAAAUUCGUAGUUCAAAAGUAUAUUGAAAGACCUCUUCUCAUAUAUAAAACAAAAUUUGAUAUACGCCAGUGGUUCCUCAUUUCUGAUUGGCAACCUCUAACAAUUUGGUGGUACAAUGAGUGUUAUAUUCGUUUCUGUUGCCGAGAAUUCACCCUGGACAACUUAAGUGAGGACAUUCAUCUUUCAAACAAUGCAAUCACUCAGAAGUAUAAGAAUGCGCAAAGAUCUCCUCUGCUUCCAAUGGAUUACAUGUGGCACUUGGAAGAAUUCCGGCGGUAUUUAGAGUAA
This is a messenger RNA of Rodentolepis nana, 687 nucleotides long. The record is from the annotation of a GenBank genome assembly. Lineage: Eukaryota; Metazoa; Platyhelminthes; Cestoda; Cyclophyllidea; Hymenolepididae.